This is a messenger RNA of Striga hermonthica, 2184 nucleotides long. NCBI's taxonomy places the organism in Eukaryota, Viridiplantae, Streptophyta, Magnoliopsida, Lamiales, Orobanchaceae. The record is from the annotation of a GenBank genome assembly.
AUGAAGAAGCAAGUUCCAUCCUCUGAUUCAGAUGAUUUCCAGUCCGACCACGGCCGUAAAAAUCCAAAAAACAUGCGGCGGUACCCUAAAUCCAAAAUCCCCAAUUCCACUGAGAAGGGUAAUUCUUCCAACUCCGACUUUGAAGAUGAAAUUCAACCAGAAGACGUCUCUAGUGAAGAAUAUUCGAGCGAAGAGGAAUCCCCGGUGGAAAUUUUCAACAAAAGAAACAAAAAAAGGAUUCAAAAAGAGAAAGGGGAUAUUAAUCUGAACAAGAAAAGAAGAAAACCGAACCCCGGCGUGCAACGUCUUCAGAAGCAGAUAUUGUUUAAGGAGUGGGAAUUGCUGAUCCGUCAUCCAAGGGAUAUAAAUGUGAAGAUGCAAAACAGUAACGACAACAGCAAAGAGAAAUGCACGAUAAGUGACAUCAAGAAAACGCUGACGAAGGAGCAAUUGGAAGCUUUUAGAAUGUCAGCUUUUGGGAAGUUCUUUGAUCUGCCACACUGCAUUGUCCAGAACCAGCUGGUGAACUACAUACUUUUACGCGAGGUUCAUCAAGGUAGGAUAGAUGAGAUCUGGUUCGACUUUAGAGGGAAAUUCCUCCGAUUUGGUAUAGAGGAAUUUGCUGUCGGGACUGGUUUAAAGUGCACUGGACUUAGUAAGAAACUGAACAUUCCAAAGAUUGCCAAUGUUCUGCACGACAAGUAUUUUGCUGGUCUUGAAUUAACUCGGAGCCACAUCAGAUGGCAGUUUAUGAAAAAAUUGUGGGCGAGCGAUGAAGAUGCUGUGAAAUUUGCUAAGUUGCAUUUCUUAGCAAAUUUCCUCAUGGGCUCUCAAGUUUCCCUUCGCAUAGACCGCUGUUUCGUUGACAUGAUUGACAGUCCAGAGUGUGAUGAUUACUCGUGGGGAACCGCUGUCUUUCAAUUUACCCUACUGUACCUGAAAAAAUCAAUUCAAACUAGAGAGCAGAUGCACAUAUCUAAUAACGACGAGGGAAGCAACCUGUAUCGGUUAUAUGGUCUUAUAUUGGCUCUCCAGACAUGGUUUUACGAGGUUUGUGACACGGCUGAUGGUGUAGUCGCAACAAACGUGGGUGUACAUGAUAUCCCGAGGAUAAUCAAAAAAAGAAAUGAGUUCACCCGAAAAAAUACUCCAUCAAGUUCCGCACCGCAACAUACAAAUGAAGAUUAUGUUAUAACCCGCCUCGACACACUAACUGCUGAAGUCCAGACACUGAAGGAAGCAUUCAAUGACUUCUCAAGACGGGUUUUUGAGGAAUUUGCUUUGUUUAAAGAAAAAUUCUUAGGUGUUCCAAGUGAAGAGCAACAUGUCGACAAAGGGAACACGAGUGAAGAUCUUGGUGGAAGUGGAAUGCUAGAUGAUAGUAUCCACAUAUCAGCUGGAAAAGAGACGAUCACUGUCAAAUCUCAUACAAGAGCAUUUAGAACCAAAGCCGAAGCACUCAUGAAGAGAGCAGCAGACAGAUUUGUACCGGUUCAAAAUCCCCCUAACCCUGAUAUCCAGCAACCAAACCCUCAUAUCCAGCCACUCAAUCCUGAUAUCCAUCCGCCAAACCAUGAUAUCCAUCCACCAAACCAUGAUAUCCAUCUACCCAAUCCUGAUAUCCAUCCACCCAGCAGCCCCAUUGACGACGAUGACAAUUUCCUCUUGAUCAACACCCAGUUUAUUGAAGAGGUUGACACGACUGUCCAACAAAAAUUAAGUGAAGUGCCAGAGGUCAAAGAACCGAGAGGUUUCAGUUAUGAGCCACACCCCAUAUUCGGUUAUGCAUUGAAUGGAUCUCAGCCUUCGUUUGACGCCAUAACUGUUGUUCUACCUCCAACGCAACCAUCGAAGAAGACUAUCCCAGAAGAGGUUAAUAAUCCUGUCGAGAAGAAUGAGAUGGUAAAAGGAGAGAACACACAGCUAAUCAAGCAACAACAACAGCUCCCGUUAGUUGUGUACAGUCCGAAGAAAGACGAAGUGAGGCGAACCAAGAAGCCUAAGAAAACAAUGGAGACCAAAAUUUCCACCAAGAAACAAAAAAGACUUCAGAAGCCUUGCCCAUUCGAUGUUGGGUUUCGCAUAAAUGUUUCUGGGGAAGUGGACAUGAAAGAAUUUAGAGACUGGAUUGGAGAGGGUUUGCUCAAGUCGGCUCCUCGCAAAGUCGAAAACGGGUACUACUGA